AUGCACCGCAUCCUCCGCACCACCCCCCGCCGCCUGGCCUCGACACUCUCCGGCUCCAGCCAAAACGACUACACACACUGCGUAAUCGGCGGCGGCGUCGUCGGCCUCGCCGUCGCGCGCCAGCUCGCGGUGCGCCAUCCGGGGACUAGCACGGUGCUGCUGGAGCGGCAUGAGAUGGUUGGGACUGAGACGUCGUCGCGGAACUCGGAGGUUAUCCAUGCGGGACUGUACUAUCCGGCGGGCUCGCUCAAGACGGAGCUGUGUGUGAGGGGCGCGGAAAUGCUCUAUGAGUUGUGUGAGAAGGCGAGGAUCCCGUUUCGGAGGACGGGUAAGCUCAUCCUCGCACAAACCGAGCCCGAGCUCGAAACGCUCAACGCCCUCUACACCCACGCCCUCGACCACUCCAUCCCCCUCCGCUUCCUCUCCGCGCGCGAAGUGCGCGCCCGCGAACCGUCCGUCACCGCGCGCCACGGCGCCCUCGAGUCCCCGCGCACAGGCAUCAUCGACUCCCACGCACUAAUGCAGCACCUGCACGGCGCCCUCGAAGAUGCCGGCGGCGAUGUCGCCCUGCGCUCCCCCGUCACCGCCGUCACCCCGCUCGCCAGCGGCUACCGCAUCGACGUCCCCGGCGGCUCCGUCACCGCCGACGUGGUCGUCAACGCCGCCGGCCUGGGCGCCGUGGGCAUCGCGAACAUGGUGCUCCCGCCGGAGCGCCAAUUGACGGCGUACUACUGCAAGGGCACGUAUUUCGGCUACAGUGGGCGGCCGCUGGGCGUGCGCACGCUGCUGUAUCCGGCGCCCGUCAAGGGGCAUGGCGGGCUGGGGACGCAUCUGACGCUGGAUAUUGCGGGGCGGGUGAGGUUUGGGCCGGAUGUGGAGUGGGUUGGGGGCGCGGAGGACCUGGUGCCGGGGGUUGGGAGGGUGAAGGAGGCGGUGAAGGAGAUUCGCCGCUAUUUGCCCGGGGUCAGGGAGGAGGAGCUGGUGCCGGAUUAUUGUGGGGUGCGGCCGAAGAUCGUGGGGCCGGAGGGAGGCGGGGUGGGGGGUGUGGACUUUGUGGUGAGGGUGGAGGAGGGGAGGGAGGGGUGGGUGAAUUUGUUGGGGAUUGAGAGUCCGGGGUUGACGAGCUCGUUGGCGAUUGCGGAGAGGGUGGAGAGAUUGCUGUAUGGGUAA
Messenger RNA from Morchella sextelata, 1170 nucleotides. RefSeq lists its product as uncharacterized. The transcript is spliced from 5 exons. The record is from RefSeq and is a predicted model, not a curated record. Gene Ontology annotation, molecular function: (S)-2-hydroxy-acid oxidase activity; (S)-2-hydroxyglutarate dehydrogenase activity. The coding region runs from base 1 to 1170 and encodes 389 amino acids. Gene Ontology annotation, cellular component: mitochondrion. Lineage: Eukaryota; Fungi; Ascomycota; Pezizomycetes; Pezizales; Morchellaceae.